AUGCCCGUGGCCGCGUGCCAAGCACCUGCCGCCCUGGAGAGCCGCUUAGCCAGGAUCGAAGCAGCAAUCGACGCCUUGACAAUCAGCGACGGAACCGCUCACAUUCUCGCUGAAGAUCCGUUCCACUUUCUUUGUCAUGAUCUUUGUGUUGGUAUCAGGCAAACUUCGGCCGCGCCGCCCGACACUGCAGGCCCCGUGAUGGUACGCUACUUUAGUCUCUCUCGCACAGUCGGGAAACGAGAAUGCCCGGCAGUAGAGGCGUCGACUUCAAAUGGCACGGUAGAGCGAUUUCACCGGCAGUUGAAAGGCGCUUUAAUUGUUGGCAGUGACCCAUCUCGUUGGUCGGACGUGUUACCCUCGGGCUACUCGGUAUUAGGCACGAUGCCAUUCGUCGUGCUCUCCAACCCACCCACGAUGGACCUUUCACAAUACUUAGACGAGAAGAACAGGUUUUCAUCGUCGAACGAAGUGGAAAAGAAGGUGCCGCAUCUAUCGAUGCAGAGACGUCGCUGA
Mesocestoides corti is the source of this 513-nucleotide messenger RNA. Lineage: Eukaryota; Metazoa; Platyhelminthes; Cestoda; Cyclophyllidea; Mesocestoididae. The record is from the annotation of a GenBank genome assembly.